Messenger RNA from Hirsutella rhossiliensis, 360 nucleotides. Its product is annotated as cgr1 family domain-containing protein. Bases 1 to 360 code for a protein of 119 amino acids. The record is from RefSeq and is a predicted model, not a curated record. NCBI's taxonomy places the organism in Eukaryota, Fungi, Ascomycota, Sordariomycetes, Hypocreales, Ophiocordycipitaceae. The transcript is spliced from 3 exons.
AUGGCUACGGAAAACGCUCCAACGGCCGAGUCGGCCGCAAAGCUGGCGAAGCCUCUCGGCAUGCGCAAAAAUGGCAAGCACUGGCAUGCGCCGAAGAAGGCGUUCCGGCCAACAGCAGGCUUGACGUCGUACGAGAAGCGCACCAAGGAACGCGCUGCCAUGGCACAGAUGAAGGCCAAGGAGAAGGAAAUGAAGGCGGAAAAGGAAGCACAGCGCCAGCAACGGAUAGAAGCCAUUCGCGAGAAGCGAGCCAAGAAGGAAGAGAAGGAGCGGUACGAGAAGAUGGCCGAGACGAUGCACCGGAAGCGAGUCGAGCGGUUGAAGCGCAAGGAGAAGCGGAAUAAGCUCUUGAAUUCCUGA